AUGGCAGAGCAAAUUGCACAAGAGGCACACUAUGCAGCAACGGUUCUCAAAACGUUGAGUAACGAGGAAAGAUCACAGGCAUUGGAGGAGAUUCGUCUUGGGCUGAUAAAUGCAAAGAAGGAGAUAUUAGUGGCAAAUGAGAGGGACCUAGAAGCAGCAAGAGCAUCGCAAACCAGUGCGGCAUUGAUUAAGAGACUCGAUCUCUCAAAAAACGAUAAAUUCGACUCGAUGUGCGACGGAAUAAAAGAGGUUGCAGACCUCGAAGAUCCACUUAACAAAGUUACGUUAGCCAGGGAGUUGGAUGAGGGUUUAGACUUGUAUCGGAUCACGUGUCCGGUUGGUGUGCUACUUGUGAUCUUUGAGAGCAGGCCAGAGGUGAUCGCAAACAUCACGGCAUUGGCAAUUAAGUCGGGAAAUGCCGCAAUUCUUAAGGGAGGAAGAGAGUCACUUGGAACUUUUAAAGCUAUGGCCAAUGUCAUCAACAAGGUGCUCAAAGAGAAGACCAAGGUUCCCGGGGAUGCCAUAAAGCUUAUUGCAACGCACAGCGAGGUUUCCGACUUGCUCAAGCAGGACCAGUACAUUGAUCUCGUUAUUCCUAGAGGUUCCAAUAAGCUUGUGCGUGCAAUUAAAGACCAAACCAAGAUUCCUGUCUUGGGACAUGCCUCAGGUAUCUGUUCCAUUUAUGUAGACGAGUUUGCAGACCCUGCCAAGGCUUCCCGUGUUGUUGUUGAUGCCAAAACCAACUAUCCUGCCGGUUGCAACGCAGUCGAGACUCUUCUUGUCAAUGAAAAGAUUCUUGGCGCUAAAAUAUAUGAGGACUUGCUCAAGGCGCUUGUUUCAGCAGGCGUUACGCUCCACAUGACGGCACAACUCCUCGAUUCUGUUCCUGGAAACUUGAAAUCGACAUACCCUGACAAAUUUGUUGCUGCCAAAGACUCAGAUUUCCGUGGAGAGUUUCUUUCACUCGAUCUUGCAGUCAAGGCGGUUACUGACGUCAGCGAGGCUGUUAAACACAUUAAUACACACUCUUCAAAGCACACGGAUGCUAUUAUUACGGAGAACGAACCCCAUGCACAGGUUUUCCUGAAUGGUGUUGACUCUUCGGGUGUUUAUUGGAAUUGUUCGACUCGUUUUGCUGACGGUUUCCGGUACGGAUUUGGCACAGAAGUCGGAAUAUCCACCAAUAAGAUCCACGCAAGGGGUCCUGUUGGUUUGGAGGGCCUAGUCUGCUAUUAUUACCAGUUGCGGGGUCACGGUCAGAUCGUUGGAGAUUAUGUUGGCGGAGGUGGUCAUAGAAAGUUUACACAUAGAGAGUUGGAUCCGAAGAAGGUGAAGCUAGAUUGA
This is a messenger RNA of Brettanomyces bruxellensis, 1344 nucleotides long. RefSeq lists its product as uncharacterized. NCBI's taxonomy places the organism in Eukaryota, Fungi, Ascomycota, Pichiomycetes, Pichiales, Pichiaceae. The record is from RefSeq and is a predicted model, not a curated record. Gene Ontology annotation, molecular function: glutamate-5-semialdehyde dehydrogenase (NADP+) activity; NADP binding. Bases 1 to 1344 code for a protein of 447 amino acids. The transcript has a single exon.